AUGGAGGAAGAGUCGCCGUGUUCUAGCUUCACUGCCGUGAUAAUGGCAGGCGGCAACUCAAAUAACUUCUCAUUCCUCACCGACACAGUCCCGAAACCCUUGAUUAAGCUCUCCGGGAAGAGUAUUUUGCAUCACCUUUUACACAAUCUGCUCAGCGCAGGCUUCAAGGAGCUGGCAAUUGUCACGAAUAAGCAGGCAUAUUCUCAAGUUGAGGAGCACGCAAAGCAUUGCGUAUCGCUGCUUAACGAGGAGUUGAGCGUACAGCCGAGUGUGUCGGUUUAUCCAGUCGAAGACCAGGGCACCACCGACAUACUAAAUGGGCUCUCCAGCAGUGUUGCAGGGGACUUCGUUGUGGUCCCAUGUGACUUGUACGGGCCGUUUGACUUUAGGACCUUUGUGAAUGAGCACUCCAGGAGUGCCAGGCUGUGUACGAUAGCUCUGCUGGAUCCAACCCACGGAGCGGGCAGCACUGGCGCAACCAGCAUGAACGUGUGCCUCGGAGGCAACGAUUACGAGGACUGGAGCUACAAGUACAAGGUGGUGACGACCCUAAACGAGCACAAUGGCCGUAUUCUCGGCCUGGUUCAGCAGGUAGCGCUGGAUAACGGAGACCCGUAUGAGCUGUACAAGUGGCACUUCAGUAGGAACCAAAAGUGCAUCUUAAGAAGAAAUCUGGUAGAUUUGCACGUGUACGCCUUUUCUAGACUUGUAUUUGAUGUCACAUCGAACGAACAGCUUUUAAAUUCUAGUAUAAGGGUAGGUUGCCUCCUUUCCCUAUUGGUGCCAACCAUCAAACACAGCCCAUGUUCACUGUUUAUAGGCCCUCACUCUACCGAUAGAACGUGGAAACUAAGUGACGCAGACGACGACGAACAUAAGGUACACUACUUCGUAGCAUCCGGAGACAAUUUUAAGUGUUGCCGCAUCAACAGCGUAGACACGCUGUACUGGGCAAAUAUGCAGCUGUGUAGAAAGGGCGUAAAGAAGGGGAAGGUAAGUAUCAAAAACGCAGUUCUGGGCAAUGUGGACUUGAACGACACGAGCGAGAUUAAAAAUAGCGUAAUAGGUGAGUGCGGUGUAUUUGAGAUCUCUUCAAAAUAG
Molecule: messenger RNA, 1101 nt
Organism: Theileria orientalis strain Shintoku
Lineage: Eukaryota; Apicomplexa; Aconoidasida; Piroplasmida; Theileriidae
Exons: 5
Coding region: 1-1101 (366 amino acids)
Biological process (GO): biosynthetic process; cytoplasmic translational initiation
Cellular component (GO): guanyl-nucleotide exchange factor complex; eukaryotic translation initiation factor 2B complex
Molecular function (GO): translation initiation factor activity; guanyl-nucleotide exchange factor activity
Source: RefSeq, a predicted model, not a curated record